CCCUGCGGUGGCUGCCGAUUCCUUGCCGAACCCGGAGUGCCUGGCUGGUGGCUGGCAUAAGCCACCCCCUCCGCGUCCUCAUGGAACCCGGUACCACCCUGCUCCCCCGAAGCACAUCCCUCCUGCCGCCAUCGGGGUCGCAUGUGAACCUUUGCGCACCGCCCCAGAACAGUUAACACCCAGGAACCCGGCGCAGGAAGGUGCAGCCAAGAGGAACCGAGCCGGGGGCGGAACCAGGCUGGAGCCACGUCCCGCGCCAGCUCCCGGCCUCCCAUUGGCCUGCGUGCCUGUCCGUCCGCCCGGCACCGGCCCGCGCCUCUUUCUCCGCUACCUCUGCGCGUGUGGGGCGGGCUCCCCCCCGGCAGAGCAAGCCGGAGCUGGCGCCCGCUGCUAGGAGCUCGCGGGAGGCCGGGCGGGGCGGUGCCAGGACCGAGCAUCACGGGCUGUAACGCCGCGGCCUCUCUGCCUGCAGCAGCACCACCUGGCGCGGGCCAGGGUUCGUUUCCAAAUAUUCUGGAAGAUAGAGAAGAAACGAUCGGUCGCAUCCCCCAAAUAAAUUGAAAAGGGAGAGAAAAGAUGUUUUCCCGGGUAAGAGCUGUUACCACUCCUUGUGCUUUGACAUGCCGCCGCCAUUUGCACCUGAAGGAGAAAGGCAAGCCACUCAUGUUGAAUCCAAGAACAAACAAGGGGAUGGCGUUUACGUUACAAGAGCGACAAAUGCUUGGUCUUCAAGGACUUUUACCUCCUAAAAUAGAGACGCAAGAUAUUCAAGCCUUACGAUUCCAUAGAAACUUGAAAAAAAUGACUAACCCUUUAGAAAAAUACAUCUAUAUAAUGGGCAUACAAGAAAGAAAUGAAAAACUGUUUUAUAGAAUACUGCAAGAUGAUAUUGAAAGUCUGAUGCCAAUUGUAUAUACACCAACAGUUGGGCUUGCCUGUUCCCAAUAUGGACACAUCUUUAGACGACCUAAGGGAUUGUUUAUUUCAAUCUCAGAUAGAGGUCAUGUCAGAUCAAUUGUGGAUAACUGGCCAGAAAAUCAUGUUAAGGCUGUUGUGGUGACCGAUGGAGAGAGAAUUCUGGGUCUCGGAGAUUUGGGUGUCUAUGGAAUGGGGAUUCCAGUAGGAAAGCUUUGUUUGUAUACAGCAUGUGCAGGAAUACAGCCUGAGAAGUGCCUGCCUGUGUGCAUCGACGUGGGGACUGAUAAUAAUGCACUAUUAAAAGAUCCAUUUUAUAUGGGCUUGUAUCAGAAGCGAGAUCGUUCCCAACUCUAUGAUGACCUAAUUGAUGAGUUUAUGAAGGCGAUUACUGACAGAUACGGCCGGAACACACUCAUUCAGUUUGAAGACUUUGGGAAUCAUAAUGCAUUCAGGUUCUUAAAAAAAUACCAGCAAAAAUACUGUACCUUCAAUGAUGAUAUCCAAGGGACAGCUGCAGUCGCUUUGUCGGGCCUUCUUGCGACCCAAAAAGUUCUUAAGAAACCAGUCUUAGAACACAAAAUCUUAUUUCUUGGGGCAGGAGAGGCUGCACUUGGAAUUGCAAAUCUUAUAGUUAUGUGUAUGGUGGAAAGCGGUCUCUCAGAAGAGGAAGCACGGAGGAAGGUCUGGAUGUUCGACAAGAACGGCUUAUUAGUUAAGGGGCGGACUGCCAGCAUCGAUAGUAACCAGGAACCAUUUGCUCACUGGGCCCCAGAGAACAUACCUGCAACUUUUGAAGAUGCAGUGAAUGAACUUAAGCCCUCAGUUAUAAUUGGAGUGGCAGGUGCUGGCCGCCUUUUUACUCCCGGCGUGAUCAAAGCCAUGGCCUCUAUCAAUGAAAGACCCAUCAUUUUUGCGCUGAGUAAUCCUACGGCACAGGCUGAGUGCACCGCUGAAGAGGCGUACACACUUACGGAGGGCAGGUGUCUGUUCGCCAGCGGCAGCCCGUUUGAGCCAGUGAAACUCCAUGAUGGACGAGUCUUCACCCCAGGCCAAGGAAACAAUGCGUAUAUUUUUCCAGGUGUGGCUUUAGCUGUUAUUCUCUGUCAAACCCGGCACAUCAGUGACAGUGUUUUCUUGGAAGCUGCAAAGGCCCUGACAAGUCAAUUGACAGAUGAAGAGUUAGCCCAAGGGAGGCUUUACCCGUCACUUGCUAAUAUUCAGGAAGUUUCUGUUAACAUAGCUAUUAAAGUUGCAGAAUACCUGUAUGCUAAUAAAAUGGCUUUCCGAUACCCAGAACCUGAAGACAAGGCCAAAUACAUUAAAGAGAGAAUAUGGCGGAGUGAUUAUGUUUCCCUGCUGCCGGAUGUGUAUGAUUGGCCAGAGUCUUCAUUGAAGCCUCCUCAGAUAUCAGAAUAGACGCUUUCCCAUUAAGACGCUCCAUGCUGCGGGGAACCACUAUUUUUAGACAAAAAGAUAACAUUCUCAGAGUUGCAGUGUCAUCUGUGUGUUAUUCCUCCACACUG
This is a messenger RNA of Onychomys torridus (southern grasshopper mouse), 2441 nucleotides long. It is a transcript of the gene Me2, whose product is annotated as malic enzyme 2. The record is from RefSeq and is a predicted model, not a curated record. The transcript is spliced from 17 exons. The coding region runs from base 577 to 2334 and encodes 585 amino acids. Gene Ontology annotation, molecular function: NAD binding; malate dehydrogenase (decarboxylating) (NADP+) activity; malate dehydrogenase (decarboxylating) (NAD+) activity. Gene Ontology annotation, cellular component: mitochondrion. NCBI's taxonomy places the organism in Eukaryota, Metazoa, Chordata, Mammalia, Rodentia, Cricetidae. Gene Ontology annotation, biological process: pyruvate metabolic process; malate metabolic process.